Messenger RNA from Musa acuminata AAA Group (dessert banana), 1582 nucleotides. RefSeq names its product brassinosteroid-responsive RING protein 1-like. The transcript has a single exon. The record is from RefSeq and is a predicted model, not a curated record. The coding region runs from base 561 to 1097 and encodes 178 amino acids. NCBI's taxonomy places the organism in Eukaryota, Viridiplantae, Streptophyta, Magnoliopsida, Zingiberales, Musaceae.
GAGAACUCGUCCUGCUACCGGGGAGAGCACACAAUGAACCGUGAGAGAUGCAAGAGAUGAGAGUCGAUCGCAUUUGAUCCCCCAUGGCAAAGAUGAGAGUCAGUCAAUCUCUGAACAGUUGCAGAAACAAGAAAAGAAGACAUACAGAAAUAGGGAGAAAUGGAAGGACGAGCAUAAUUUACAGCUCCAAAAAAGCUCAUCGCUCGCACCAAUGCAUUCCGAGAGAUAAAAAAUCACAUGUCCACAAGGGGAUGGGGGACAGCCUCAGCUCCCUCUCCUCCCUGUAUAAAAAGACCAAUCCACCAGCUUUUUCCCAGACACAGCCACAGGGAGGAGGAAAAGAAGGCAAGUGCAGCCCCUCUGCAACGCCCCGCCCCGCCCCCCCACCCCCCCAACCCCACUAAGCCCCUAUUAGCUGUAGAUUCUUUUGCAGCUUUGCUCCCACCUUUGCUUGAGGGCAUUGACAUCUCCCCGAGCUCUUCCAAGUUCCAUCUCUAUAUACCUCAGCCUCUGUUCCCGACCUCUUCCACUGCAUACACUUUGGCUUCCUCAGCUCUGAAAUGGGGUUCCCCGUUGGCUACCCUGAGCUCCCUAAGCUCUUCCUCCCCCUGUUCUUCCUCUUGGCCCACCUCAGAAGGCUCAUCAACUUGGUCUUCUACUCCCUCGGCCUCGGCAGCCUGCUAGAGUCUGAAACCCAGUGGCAUGACGCAGACAUGCACCGCCACCACCACCACCACCACCACCAAACCAGUCUUCACUUGCUUGCAGCUGAGGUGAUCCAGGAGAGCUUGCCGGUGGUCCAGUUCGAGGACCUACUCGCCGAGCAGGACGGCGGCCAGUGCUUGCCCGAGGGCUGCGCCGUCUGCCUCUAUGAGUUCGAGGGCGCCGAUGAGGUCCGGCGGAUGGUCAAUUGCCGCCACGUCUUCCACCGGCAGUGCGUCGACCGGUGGUUGGCGCACGGGCAGUGCACCUGCCCCUUGUGCCGCGCCCCGCUCGCCAAUUCCGACGCCCCUUUCCAUCACGACGAAGACUACUGUUACUCCCUCUCGCUGCCGCCGGUGUACGCACUGAGCCCACUUCAGCUGCCUUCCUCGUAGCUGCAGAAGCGAUCGGUGAAAGAGCUGCAAGUGUACAGAGGUGAUGCUAAAUCUGCAAACACGGAGUUGAAUGCAAUAAGACAGACGUGCCUUCUUCUUUCCCUCGCACGGUCUUGAUUGGUAAUGAGGCUUGAGAGAGCAGUGAUGGAUGUGGAUUGGGUUUGGAUUGAUUGGAGUUUGCCGAGCAGAUUUCUUGGGGACAACAAGAGUGUAUCCAACAUGUUUGGAGAAGAAGUGUGGAUUUCGGACUGCCGCUUGAAGAAUCUGAAACCUGUUCUGAAGUAGUUCUCGGUUGGAUUGGAGGAUUGAGAGAUAAAGAAGGAAGAAUCGAACCCUACAUACUGUUAUGAAUUGACUUUUGUAUGUGAUCUCUGCUGUCUUUCUUCUGACUUGCCAGCAAAAUUUUUGCUUGCUGACUACUGCUUGUAAGAUUCUAACUUUGGUUUAAUGAGACUGAGAGAGAAUGAUGCCCCUUUCCAAUUCAA